This is a messenger RNA of Anopheles cruzii, 1390 nucleotides long. Its product is annotated as 39S ribosomal protein L3, mitochondrial-like. Gene Ontology annotation, biological process: translation. Gene Ontology annotation, molecular function: structural constituent of ribosome. The coding region runs from base 159 to 1280 and encodes 373 amino acids. The record is from RefSeq and is a predicted model, not a curated record. NCBI's taxonomy places the organism in Eukaryota, Metazoa, Arthropoda, Insecta, Diptera, Culicidae. Gene Ontology annotation, cellular component: mitochondrial large ribosomal subunit; ribosome. The transcript is spliced from 5 exons.
CAAUCGUAUCCACUAGCAACAUGGUUCUAUCAAUGUGGCCUGUUCGUAACUUGUAUGAGAAACAUCAACGAACAACAACGGAUUGUUUUCUUUAUCGUAACUAUCCUUAUAAUGUAUAGCAGCUGUUCUACGCUCUAGCCUACAGUAGACGAACAGCCAUGUUAUCGUCAUCUAGUGUAUGCACGUUGUUCCGGUCCAUGCUUCCAAACCCAUGGAGCACUAUAAACCCGGUACGAUCAAAAAACUAUCUGAACCGCCCCCGUCUGCGAAAUCCUAUUUGGUUCGUCAAGAAAAUGCGUACACUGCACAAUGAACAGUUCACCGCGGACAAUAGUGCGUUCUUGAAUGAGGUUAAGCGGGAAAAUCUUCUCUCAGCCGCUAACCGGAAUCAUGCAACUCUACUACAGCUAAAGGAUGGGCAACAAGAUAGUGCGUUAGCCCAUUGGAGUCCCGGACUAAAGCGAACUGGAGUAAUCGCGAAAAAGAUCGGCCAAUAUCCUUUGUGGACGCGUAACGGAACCAAAGUUCGCACCACCUUGCUGCAGAUUAUCGACAACGAGGUGAUAAAGUAUAUCCCGCCAGAACAGUACCAGCCUGCUCAGGAACCACGCCACCGUAGGCUUUGGCGCAAACCGUACGGCUGCCUGCUGGUCGGAGCAGAAAAUGCCGAUUUGUCGCUGUUCAGCAAGGAAUACGCUGGUCUGUUUCAGCACUCGGGAGUGCUACCAAAAAAGCAUCUCUGUCGAUUUAUCGUAUCGCCAGAGGCUCAGCUGCCGCCUGCGACGCCUCUAACAGUGGAUCAUUUCAAAAUCGGCGAAUACGUAGAUGUGCGAGGAAAAACGGUCGAUCGCGGAUUUCAGGGCGUUUGUAAGCGGUGGGGCUUCAAAGGAAUGCCAAAGUCGCAUGGCGUCACGAAGACGCACCGUCGACCGGGCAACAUUGGUGCCGGUGGUGAAAAAGCCCGUGUAUGGCCUGGUACCAAAUUACCUGGUCACAUGGGCAACCGUUGGCGGGUGCUGCGCGGUCUGCAGAUAUUACGUAUCAACCGUAAGUACAAUGUGAUGUGGGUGCGUGGUAGCAAUAUUGCCGGCAGCACGAACGGCCUCGUCUAUGUGUACGACACGGUCCUUCCGCUGCGUAAGCAUUCUGCCAAGCGAGGUCCUGCUGGUCAGCCACAGUUUCCGACCGCAUUGGCACCUAUGUUUGACGAAGAAGAAGUCUGGCUCGAAGAAUUGCACGAUUUUCGCAAAGUAUCGGUCACGUACGGUACUAAUGAGUAGGUUUUGCGAUCCAUAGUUUUCUUCUCUCCUUGUCUAGCCGAUCUGCCGAUUGGUUUGUGGAAUUGUAGAUCUAUUGUGUAAAAAUUAAUAAAUUGUAUCGCGAAAUGUUG